Messenger RNA from Ilex paraguariensis (yerba mate), 3097 nucleotides. The record is from the annotation of a GenBank genome assembly. Lineage: Eukaryota; Viridiplantae; Streptophyta; Magnoliopsida; Aquifoliales; Aquifoliaceae.
UUUGAAUAAUUUACAGGGUGCUGGUUUGGAAAAUCUUGGAAAUACUUGUUUUCUCAAUUCAGUAUUACAAUGUCUUACAUACACAGAGCCUUUAGCAACAUAUUUACAUACUGGGAAGCACCAAACGACUUGCCGUACUGCUGGAUUUUGUGCCUUAUGUGCCAUCCAAAGACAUGUAACUCGUGCUCUACAAUCAACUGGGAGAAUACUGGCACCAAAGGAUCUUGUCUCGAACUUGCGGUGCAUCUCUCGGAGCUUUCGAAAUGCCAGACAGGAGGAUGCCCAUGAAUAUAUGGUAAAUUUGUUGGAGUCAAUGCACAAAUGCUGUUUACCUUCAGGAGUGCCAAGUGAAUCGCCAAGUGCCUACGAGAAAAGUUUGGUCCAUAAGAUUUUUGGUGGUCGCCUCCGCAGUCAGGUGAAAUGCAUGCAGUGUUCCUUCUGCUCCAACAAGUUUGAUCCAUUCUUAGAUUUAAGUCUUGAAAUUGUGAAGGCAGAUUCCUUGCAUAAGGCACUUGCACAUUUUACUGCCAAAGAGCAGUUAGAUGGAGGUGCGAGGCAGUACCAGUGCCAGCAGUGCAAACAGAAAGUGAAGGCUCUCAAACAGCUUACCAUUCAUAAGGCACCCUAUGUACUUACCAUCCACCUAAAGCGGUUUGGUUCACAAAUAACGGGACAAAAGAUUGACAAACAAAUCCAGUUUGGCCCCACAUUGAACUUAAAGCCUUUUGUCACUGGUCCCUAUGACGAAGAUUUGAAGUACACUCUUUAUGGUGUCCUGGUUCAUGCUGGUUGGAGCACCCAUUCUGGCCACUAUUACUGCUUUGUUCGUACUUCAAGUGGCAUGUGGUACUCCCUUGAUGACAAUCGGGUUGUCCAAGUAAAUGAGAGGAAGGUUUUGGAGCAGAAGGCCUACAUGUUGUUCUAUUUUCGAGAUAGAAAAACAUCUGCUUCGAAGAAGCCUAGUGAUGAUGUUCAGAAACAGAGCAUGGCCCUAAAUGCUAUGGGAAAUAAACCAUCUUUUAGUUGCAACCAGGGAUCAAAGGAAACUGUUCAAAAUGGGCCAUUUGAGAAUACAUUGAAUGCCCUGAACUCUUUUGCGGCUCAGAGAGGUGUAUUAAAUGCACCAGCAUCAAAGGAAGCCCCAAGGAAAGUAAUCUCUUCCAAGAAAAACAAUGGGCCGACAAUGGCUGUGUGGUCAUCGCUGAACAGUGACUCUUUGCCAAAGGUGCCACCACUAAAGGAUUCAAUGAAGGGCCUUUCUGUUCCCAACCUUGAUGGGGGAGAAGGUUUGCCACGAUCAAUUUCAGCUGUUGAAGGUUUUGAUGACAAAUAUAAACUUGAUAGUGCUAUGAUAACAACAGCUGGUGCUAAAAUCACUGGCUGUUAUGUGGAGAGAAAUAAGGAGAAAGAUUUGAGUGACCCUGUUGCUGUGCCAGCAAACUGUAAUGGCAUCCAGACCUCAGUUGCAAACAAAGUUUUGGGUGACUCGGUUACCAUACAAUCCAUCUGCAACAAGGACAAAAUUAUCAAGGAAGAUCUAAGGGACACGGUUACCAUGCCCCCUAAUUGCAAUCUUCCUCACAUAUCCCCCAUAAAUGGGGGUAUCACAGAGAAUGCUUCCUCUUGGAAGAAUGAUAAUAAAGCUGCACUAUUGGAUCCUAAUGAAAAAGCAUCAAAGUAUAUUGAUUCUGUGAGGUUGUCAAAUCAUACAAGCAGGGAAGAUGAUGCCAUUGGAGGCUUCUCCAAAGAGAGUGAUGGUAGUAAUUCACUCCAUGACAAGGCUGGUGAUAUUGGUCGGCGAGUGGUGAGGACUGAAUCAUCAUACUCAUCACGACUACCAAUCACAGCUCUUGAUAGCAAACCCCGCCAAAAACUGAGAAGGAAGCUUCUGAUGAGUCAGAUUAGAAGCAUGCGCCUUGGAUCCUCCUUACUUUUUGGGACAUCAUUAAGCCUGCCAAAAAAGAAAAAACACAAACGCAGCAAACAACGGUCUUCACAAAUCAAAAAUCUCAGUAAGGAACAGUUGUUGGAUAGGGAAGGUAUCACGAUGGAUCUUGGACCAUCAACUUCUGAGAAAAUCAAGACCAUCCCCCUGGGUGGUUCAGCUCAAUCUCAACAAAAAGGGGUGAAAUCGAGGACACAUAAGAAAAAUAAAAGUGUUGUUGCAAAGGAUGUUACAAACACUAACAGCAACCUGUGUUCAAGUACUAUUGAUGAAAAGUUUAAGGAGAGAAUUUGUCAGAAUGAUGCUGUGCUUGCAUCUAACGUGGAACCGAAAAAGAGUUCUAGUGCUGCUUCUGCAGUAAACCACUCAGAUGCUAGAAUACCCUAUAGUUCAAAGGACAGCGGAAGACAAUUGAUGCAGAAAGACUUGAUGAAUAUACUUACUAGAGGUUUGGAGGAGACUAUCGUUGGACGUUGGGAUGAAAUGGAAUUGCCUUCAUCUCAGAUUCCUGAGCCAAGUGGUGUGGAGAGCGUCAGCAUUGGUUAUGUUGCGGAUGAAUGGGAUGAAGAAUAUGACCGAGGAAAGAGGAAGAAAGUUCGAAUCUUUAAGCAUGACUUUGGUGGGCCAAAUCCAUUCCAAGAGAUUGCGACCAAGAAAGCAAAACUAGGAAAGACAAAGAGGGACCAAUCCAGCUCAGGCAACCAACCAUUCAGGAUAUGAAUGAAGCAGAUCUGUUCUGGAGAGCAAGCCUAACUCAUCGGCUUUUUUUGUACUCCAUUGUUCUCAUUGUAUGGCCGCCAGAGGUCACAUCAAUGCUCAAUAAACGAUCCAUAUCCCCAUCGUAGGUGUCCUAAAUUUGUUGUACUGGCUCGAGCGAGAUCAUGCCUAGGAAUGUUUGAGGGAGUAAUCCGAGUUUGAGAAAUUUUCUUAUUUGUUUCCUACUAAGUUUUGUAUCGGUGGGAUCUUUUAGACAUAUUUUUGAUGGGAAUGUUUAUGAUUUUUAGAAACAGUACUGAGCUGUGUGAGCUUUCUUGUUUAAGAAAUGUAUCAAGCUUAUGUAUAAUUUUUAUUUCUGUGAGACCUGUUUCAGAUACUGAUCUUGAGAAUACAUACAAUUAGUUUUACUGAUAUACUAUGCUGGUGAAAAAGGAA